AUGCUCUCAGACUUCUUCUACCCCCAGCCUGGCGGGGUGGAGCUACAUAUCUACCAUUUGUCUCAAAAACUGAUUGAACGAGGACACUCAGUUGUGGUUAUUACACACGCUUAUGGUGACCGAACGGGCGUGCGAACGCUGACCAAUGGACUCAAGGUUUACUACGUUCCGUUCGCGGUUCUCUACCGUGAAGCUACGUUUCCUUCCGUCUUCUCGGCGUUUCCAAUUCUGAGAAAUAUAUACAUUCGCGAGAAAAUUAGCAUUGUUCAUGGCCACGGAACCUUCAGUUCGCUUUGCCACGAGGGCAUCUUCCAUGCCAAUACCAUGGGGCUCAAGACGGUGUUCACUGACCAUUCGCUGUUUGGAUUUGCGGAUGUAGGGUCAAUUCUAGGAAACAAACUCCUCAAAUUCACUCUCAGUGACAUCGACCAUGUCAUAUGUGUUUCGCACACUUGCAAGGAGAACACUGUACUGCGGGCAACUAUUGACCCGACGCGGGUUUCAGUUAUCCCAAAUGCUGUCAUCGCUGAAGAUUUUCAGCCGGCCCAAAAGCCACCUUCAACGGACCAUAUAACAGUGGUGGUAAUGUCGCGAUUGUUCCAAAACAAAGGUGCGGACCUUUUGACGGCACUAAUUCCACGGGUUUGCUCCAAGAUUCCAUAUCUCAACUUCUUGAUUGCUGGUGAUGGCCCGAAGUUCAUCGAUCUGGAACAGAUGCGCGAACAAUAUCAGCUCCAGGAUCGAGUUGAGCUCAUUGGAAGUGUAAAACACGAAGAGGUUCGCGAUGUCAUGAUCCAGGGCCACAUCUACCUACAUGCUUCGCUAACAGAGGCCUUUGGCACCGUUUUGGUUGAGGCCGCGUCUUGCGGUUUGCUAGUCGUCACCACCAAAGUUGGUGGAAUCCCCGAAGUUCUUCCAAGCCAAAUGACAGUGUUUGCCAAUCCAGACGAGGAUUCGUUGGUGGAUGCGCUCACGGAAGCAGUUGCUUCCAUCAAAGAGGGCACCAUCGACACCUCCAGGUUUCACGGACGAAUUAAAGACAUGUAUGACUGGGGCGAUGUUGCAGCAAGAACCGAGUCUGUUUACCGGGCAAUUGAUGCUCAGGACAAGCCUGAUCUUCUCACCCGACUCGUUGGCCACUAUGAAUGCGGACUGUUUGCAGGCAAAUUGUUUGUGCUAUGUGUAGUGGUUGACAUAUUCCUAUGGACUUUGCUCGAGUGGUGGUAUCCUGGCGAUAGCAUCGAGAUUGUGAAGAAGUGGCCGAGAAAGAAAAGGAAUGGGAUGAAGAAGUUUCAGAUAUAG
Messenger RNA from Kuraishia capsulata CBS 1993, 1302 nucleotides. RefSeq lists its product as uncharacterized. The record is from RefSeq and is a predicted model, not a curated record. Lineage: Eukaryota; Fungi; Ascomycota; Pichiomycetes; Pichiales; Pichiaceae. Gene Ontology annotation, biological process: GPI anchor biosynthetic process. Gene Ontology annotation, molecular function: phosphatidylinositol N-acetylglucosaminyltransferase activity. The transcript has a single exon. Bases 1 to 1302 code for a protein of 433 amino acids. Gene Ontology annotation, cellular component: glycosylphosphatidylinositol-N-acetylglucosaminyltransferase (GPI-GnT) complex.